This is a messenger RNA of Myotis davidii, 2481 nucleotides long. It is a transcript of the gene SH2B1, whose product is annotated as SH2B adaptor protein 1. The record is from RefSeq and is a predicted model, not a curated record. NCBI's taxonomy places the organism in Eukaryota, Metazoa, Chordata, Mammalia, Chiroptera, Vespertilionidae. Gene Ontology annotation, cellular component: plasma membrane. Gene Ontology annotation, biological process: intracellular signal transduction. Gene Ontology annotation, molecular function: transmembrane receptor protein tyrosine kinase adaptor activity.
GCCUGCGCAGAGCCGGGCUGGGAGGCCGCCGCGGGGUGGGGGGAGGGGCAGGGAGCGGGAGCUGCCGCCGCCGCCGGAGCUAACCGCGGGGACCGAGAUGCAGCUGCUGCCGCUCACCCCGUGUCUUCUGGCCGCUUCCCUCUUUGCUGCCCCUCCCCACAGGCUCCCCCUCUGCACCUCCUGGGGACCGUCAUGAAUGGUGCCCCUUCCCUGGAGGACGGGGCCUUCCCCUCUCCUCCUCCCUUGCCACCGCCCCCUCCCCCCAGUUGGCGGGAGUUCUGUGAGUCCCAUGCCCGGGCCGCUGCCCUGGAUUUUGCCCGCCGUUUUCGCCUGUACCUGGCCUCCCACCCCCAGUAUGCAGGGCCCUGGGCCGAGGCUGCCUUCUCCCGCCGUUUCGCUGAGCUCUUCCUGCAGCAUUUUGAAGCCGAGGUGGCCCGGGCCUCUGGCUCCCUCUCACCACCCAUCCCGGCCCCUCUGAGUCCUGGUGUGGAGAUCCCGCCACAUGACCUGUCCCUUGAGAGCUGCAGGGCGGGCGGGCCUCUGGCUGUGCUGGGCCCUUCUCGAUCAUCUGAGGACCUGGCCGGCCCCCUCCCUUCCUCGGUCUCUUCCUCUUCUACAACCUCCUCCUCGAAGCCGAAGCUAAAGAAACGCUUCUCCCUCCGUUCAGUGGGUCGCUCUGUCCGAGGUUCGGCCCGCGGCAUCCUGCAGUGGCGGGGGACCAUGGACCCUCCCUCCCCAGCCGGGCCCCUGGAGACCUCGUGGCCCCCUGUGUUAGGUGGAAACCGCACCUCCAACUCCUCUGGUGGGACUGGGACCGUUGGCAGGGGGCUGGUUAGUGAUGGACCAUCCCCGGGGGACAGAUGGACUCACCGUUUUGAGAGGCUGAGACUCAGUCGGGGAGGAGGGACCUUGAAGGAUGGGGCAGGGAUGGUGCAGAGGGAAGAGCUGCUGAGCUUCAUGGGGGCGGAAGAGGCGGCCCCCGACCCAGCCGGAGUGGGCCGGGGAGGAGGGGCAGCGGGGCCCACCUCCGGGGGAGGAGGGCAGCCUCAGUGGCAAAAGUGCCGCUUCCUGCUUCGAAGUGAAGGAGAAGGAGGCGGAGGAAGUCGCCUGGAGUUCUUUGUACCACCCAAGGCAUCUCGGCCUCGGCUCAGCAUUCCCUGCUCUACCAUCACGGAUGUGCGGGCGACCACAGCGCUGGAGAUGCCUGAUCGGGAGAACACAUUUGUGGUUAAGGUGGAAGGCUCCUCAGAGUAUAUCCUGGAGACAGCUGAUGCUCUACAUGUGAAGGCCUGGGUGUCCGACAUCCAAGAAUGCCUGAGCCCGGGGCCCUGCCCUGCUACCAGUCCCCACCCCAUGACCCUCCCACUGGCCCCUGGGGCCUCAUUUCUUACAAGAGAGAACACAGACAGCCUGGAACUGCCCUGCCUGAAUCACUCAGAGAGUCUGCCCAGCCAGGAUCUACUGCUGGGACCCAGCGAGAGCAACGACCGCCUGUCCCCGGGGGCAUAUGGGGGCCUCUCAGACCGCCCUUCAGCAUCCAUCUCUCCUAGUUCCGCCUCCAUUGCUGCCUCCCAUUUUGACUCAAUGGAACUGCUUCCCCCAGAGUUGCCACCCCGCAUCCCCAUUGAAGAGGAACCCCCAGCUGGGACAGUUCAUCCCCUCUCAACCCCCUACCCAUCCCUGGACACUCCAGAAACAGCCACAGGGUCAUUCCUGUUCCAGGGGGAAUCAGAGGGAGGUGAGGGGGAGCAGCCCCUCUCAGGGUAUCCUUGGUUCCACGGGAUGCUCUCUCGACUCAAGGCUGCCCAGUUAGUACUGGCCGGAGGCACCGACUCCCAUGGUGUUUUCCUGGUACGUCAGAGUGAGACGAGGCGGGGCGAAUAUGUCCUCACUUUCAACUUCCAGGGCAAGGCCAAGCACCUGCGUCUGUCGCUGAAUGAGGAGGGCCAGUGCCGGGUCCAGCACCUGUGGUUCCAGUCCAUUUUUGAUAUGCUCAAGCAUUUCCGGGUGCACCCCAUCCCUCUGGAGUCUGGAGGCCCCAGUGAUGUUGUCCUUGGCAGCUAUGUUGUGUCCUCCCAGCGGCAGCAGGAACCGAACACCUCCCACGACCCACCCCCACCCCCUGAACCCCCUUCAUGGACAGAUCCCCCACAUCCUGGGGCAGAAGAGGCGUCGGGGAUGUCAGAAGUGGCAGCAGCAACAGCCACAGCAGCCAAAGAGAGGCAAGAGAAAGAGAAAGUGGGCAGUGGAGGGAUCCAGGAAGAGCUGGUCCCCGUGGUUGAGCUGGUCCCCGUGGUUGAAUUGGAAGAGGCCUUGACACCAGGCAUGGAGGUCCGGGGAGGCCCUGGAUCUGGUGGGGUCCCCGAAGCAACACCGAUGGUGCAGCUCCAGCAGUUACCACUAGGGGGCGAUGGAGAAGAAGGGGGCCACCCCAGAGCCAUUAAUAACCAGUACUCCUUUGUGUGACACCCUACCCCCACC